Molecule: messenger RNA, 2215 nt
Organism: Macadamia integrifolia
Lineage: Eukaryota; Viridiplantae; Streptophyta; Magnoliopsida; Proteales; Proteaceae
Product: protein ACCELERATED CELL DEATH 6-like
Exons: 3
Coding region: 173-1921 (582 amino acids)
Cellular component (GO): plasma membrane
Molecular function (GO): protein phosphatase regulator activity; protein phosphatase 1 binding
Source: RefSeq, a predicted model, not a curated record
CAAAAUGAUGAUCAGAUCAACCCACAGUGCCGAAAACUAUAUACUCAAUUGAUAAUGGCGAAAGUUAAGGAAGGAACAAGUCCUUUAAAGCUCCUUAUAAAUAGCUAGUACAAACCUUUUCAUUCAAUAAUCUCAAACAUUUUACAUUGUUUGGGUCUUUGUGUGUGGCAGCAUGAGUGAGAGAGCUUGUGAUAAAACCAUGGAUCCUAAGCUUUACGAGGCUGCAAGAAAGGGUGAUACUAACCUACUACGCCAAAUCCCUGAUUUAGAUCAGCAAGCAAUGAGACUCACAUUGAACACAGCCCUUCAUAUUGCUGUGAGGUAUGGGCAAUAUAACUUUGUGCAAGAGCUCAGCAGCAAGUAUCCAUCGCUCCUUACACAGGCAAACUCCGAGGGCGACACGCCACUGCACAUCGCGGCGUGGACUGGAAAUGAAGUUAUAGCUAGAUUACUCAUCUCAAAAUUAAGUGCUGAUAUUGAAAGUGCAGGUGUAGCUGAGAAGCUGAGAUUGAGAAAUAAGUAUGAGUACAUGCCCUUGCAUGAGGCCAUUCGAAACCAUAAUCUUGAAGUCGCAAAGUUGCUGAUUGAAGCCGACCCUGGUUGGUCAUGUUACGACAACGAUGCCGACGAGUCUUUGAUAUACUUGGCUGCUCGAACGGGAAACAAAGAUAUGGUAAAGCUGAUCGUAGAGCAGCCGGCAGCUUAUGGUGGCCCUAAAGGGGAGAAAGCCUUGUAUGUGGCUGCGGCCAGGAAAGAUUUUGAAAUUGUGGAAGCACUUUCAGAGAAGAAAAUAGAACUGAUAAAAGGGGCAGACGAAAAUGGGAAAACUCCUCUCCACUAUGCAGCAGAAUAUGGGAACUAUAAGAUAGUAGAGAAGUUGAUAUCCAAAUACCCAUGCAGUGCCAUUACAUUGGACGAAAAUGGUCAAUCCCCACUUCACAUUGCAGCAAGUAAAUCCUACCGGAAAGUAGUUGCAGAGCUAAUUAAACAUUGCCCAGAAUGUAUGGAGCAGCUGAGCCGCCAGAAAGGAAAGUCCAUUCUUCAUUUUGCAGUGGAGAGUGGAAGUUUAAGAACGGUGAUCUAUGUUGUGGAGAUAUUGGGUCUCCAAAGAUUGAUAAACCAGCCAGACAUGGAUGGAAAUACCCCUUUCCAUCUAGCUGCCAAACUCACUUCUUCCAGGACAUUUUUCUAUUUCGUAUUCGAUUCGAUGCAAGAUCAAAAGGCAGUUAACAAGGACCAACAGACUGCUUUUCAUAUUCAUGACAGCCAGAGGUUGAAGUCGGUAUAUUCUGCUAUGUCGAACAUGUGGGUCAAAUUUUUAAGACUACCGAAUUGGGCAGAAUGGUUGAAGGAGCUUGGGAAUGAAGAUGAAGGCCAAGGUAGUCAAUUGAUUAACUCAUACCAGAGCAUGGCCAGCACUCUUGGAACAAUAGCAACUCUCAUUACCACAGUGACUUUUGCAGCUGCUUUACAAGUACCUGGUGGGUUCUCAAAUCAAGGAGUGGCUGCACUCCAAGAAGAUCCAUUCUUCACAGAUUUUCUCAUAAUUGAUGUCAUAGCUCUGACCCUCUCCUUAACAUCUGUGUUUCUCAUCCUCUUUGGUACUUACUUUGAAAACAAAGUUUUUAUCGUUUUUAUGGAGAUUGCAAGAGUCUUGACCAUCUUGUCAUUCCUAGCAACUGGGCUGGCAUUCAAUAGUGGUGUGUCUGUAAUACUCUCACCUGGUAGUGAUCUCCAAUUUCUCAUAUUUGGAGUUGCCCAAUGGUGCCCAUAUUUGCUUGCAAUAAUUGGGUUUCCUGUAUUUGUUUUCCCUGUAAUGAUGCCUCAUGUUCUAUAUGUUUACCAAUCAACGCCCCUUUGGCUUAGAAGAUGGGUGUUUUCUUCUAAAUAUACUCAAUAUAUUAUUUUUGGUCUUUGGUAAUCAAUGGCCAGCAGCCCGUUCCUCUUCAUGUUCUCGGCGGCUGGAAUCCCCCUGCUUCCCUCCGAUUGCGCCGGAUAGCUUCUGCUUUUCUGCAUCGACUGAUGGUGUUUCUCUUUUAUAUCUUUUGUUCAUGUAUCCUGGGACCAUGUUAGAGAGGCUCAUAUCAUAUCCUUGUUCAAUGAGCCUCUUUUCUCUUUGUCUCGUUUUCUGUGGUCUCAGUUAUCACAUCUGUAGAUUGUUCAUUGUAAUAGCAAUCAGAUUUUAUUUUAUUUUAUUAUUAUUAUUAUUAUUAUU